AUGGGUUGCACUCCAUCAAAGGGUAGGCUUUUCGCCCUUGCUUUUAGCAGUGAGAAAACUAUUGAAGAUCCACCUCAGAACUCUGAUAAUGCAUGCAUAGUCAGUGUGAGCACUGAUCCGCCUGUUUUGGAAAAAGCAGCCACUGACUGUUGCUCUGAGAAAGAUGUAAAAGAAAACUCUACUGUCUCCAAAGAGAAAACACCCUCUGUUACUGAGGUGAUAAGUGAUGCUGCUACAAUAAAUGAGGACACCGUACAGAAAAUUGAGGUAAACGUGGCGGUCCAAGAGAAGUUGCCGCCGGUCGAUCAAAAGCCUGACAGCAAGCCGCCACGAGUAAGAGGCGAGAAAAGGAAGAAAACAAAAGAUGGCAAGAAAUCGAGGUCAAAGGACAAGCUCAAAAAGGGGUCUCUCAUCCACACAAAAAUCGAGCUCCCCGAAGAGAUGGUGAAGGCCCACCAGGCUGCCUACUCUUACCUGAACCCCAACAUCUCCAAAUACGAGACCUUGCUGCGGCUGCUGGACCAGGCGUCCCACACGCAGCUCAGCCUGCAGCCCAUGGUGACCAUGGUGGCCACGCGGUACGACGAGAUCAACCUCACCCUGGAGGAGAUGGCCAGGGAGGGAGAGCAGAUGCUCAAAGAGCACGGCGAGCACAUGGCCUGGCCGGCCGGCCUCCCACGACACGGCCCGCUGGCCUCAGCCUUGAAGCAGAGCCAGGACGACCAGAACUGCCCGAGACCGCCGCCUCCGGACCUGCUCCAGCAGCUGCUCCAGCACUCCACCGAGAAGAUGCGGCUGGUCGGGGAGUCCGUCACCAGCCUGGGCGACUCUGCACUUGAGGAGGCCACAGAGUACUUUGCCUCUAUCUCGGAGCUGUUGGGGGAGAAGCUGAAGACGAAGAGGGCUGUGGAGGGUCGCCUGAAGCAGGUGCUGACCCGCGUGGAGGCAGCCGCCGUCAGCAAGCUUGGCAUGGAGGACUCUGCUUUACACAGCGAGGACAGCGGCAUCGGUGGGGAGAACGAGAGUCUGGCCGGGUCAGAUCGCCAUCGCCAGCACAGGGAGAGCUGCCAGUCGUCAGCUGCUCCAAAUGUUCUAAACGGCACACUUCUACUGUAUGGAGAAGAUGGGGAAGACGAAGAUGAUGAGGAGGGUGAUGAUGAUGAGGACGAUGAGGAGGAAGAGGUAGAGGAUGAGGAGAGGGUGAAGCCAUCAGUUGAACCAACAGCGAACAGAAGUCUCAAAACACCCACACAAAGUCCCCGGAAGGAGAAAAAGUGCGCGAGGCGCCCUAAAACCGCCGACCCUACCAAAACACCAAGCAGACCUGAUAAUUUAAGGGGAUCACGGCGAUCACGCUCCUUAGUGAACCUACACCAGGAUAGCUCCUCGUUGGACGAACCAACUGGGAGCAGUUUGACUUUAGGGCAGGAGAAAGCGAGAAGGGACAUGGAGACGUCAGAGGGUGCGAGGCCCAAGUUGAGGCGGCACUCCUCUAUAGAAGCCAGUCUUGAGACGAGGAGGAACCCAUGUCCCCCCACACCGGCCGCGGAGCCUCAGGGUCGUCACGCCGUGAAGAGGCUCAUCACGACAUUCAGCCACGGCCAAUAUGGCCGACAUGAUGACAUGGACGUGGACAGCCUGCCCCCACCUCCUCCAGAAAUCCUCAUGGACAACUCGUUUGAGAUCACAAGAGGUGCUGCCGCUGUCGGGGAAGGAGGGGGACAGAACGGGCCUACUCUAAGUCGCUCCGGCACAUGUCAACAAAAUAACAAUGUGUCCCAGAAACUCAGAGCAUCUGUGCAGUCCAUGUCAGUGCUGCCGAAUCGGGCAAAUGUCCAACACAGCUCCCUAAGCCUGUCUGCGGCCUGUGCCGCUAAAUCGGAGGGCGUGGAUGAUGAUAUGGAUACCGCAAACGCAGUGCCUGAGACACACUACCGCCACUCCCACAAGAUCACACACUCGCAUGAUCCUGCGACAUCCAGAGUCAAGGUGGGCCAAGAAGUCGUCUGGAGUCCUGCUGCCACCCCAGCUGGCAUAGGAUCAAGGCAAGCUAGUCACGACCACGGUGACAGUGAUACGUUAAGCCCACCGCUGCCGCCCGUCUCCUGGCCAUCAUCAACAACAACCCCUCCCGUCGCCAGACCCCGUCUGCCACCUGCCUGCCCCCCGCUGGGCCACCACGUUCCCACACCGCCCAGCUUCCCCUCUGGAAGGCGGACGAGCAGCAACAGCGAGGAGAACCUUCCCGUCGCGUCAUCUGCGGCGUUCGCCAGCGCUCGCUCCGUCUUCUGUCAAGAGCAGGCCUCCAGGACGCUGUCCACCACGUCUACGCUGCCUCGGCCCUGGGGAGAGAGCAGCCGGGGAAGACUCCCCCACACGGUACCACAGGGCUUCGCCAGACGCAGCUCUUCAGAGCAGCGAGCGCCCACCUGUAACCAGACCGAGCCGAGCCCUCAUCCAGAUCAAGCUGUACCCAGUGCCACCCAUGAGUAA
Molecule: messenger RNA, 2493 nt
Organism: Engraulis encrasicolus (European anchovy)
Lineage: Eukaryota; Metazoa; Chordata; Actinopteri; Clupeiformes; Engraulidae
Product: photoreceptor cilium actin regulator-like
Exons: 3
Coding region: 1-2493 (830 amino acids)
Source: RefSeq, a predicted model, not a curated record